GCGCAACUGGCAAAAGUGGGAGUACAAUCCAGAUAGAGCGCCCAAGGAAGCGUUUGUGCCCAAACGCGUAAGGCGAACAAUCUAGAGAGAUCGACAAUGUACACCACUUGAGCAAAAACUUUGUUGUGAAAGAAAUGUGCGACAAUUGUAUUGUGCAAGAAUUCUGUGACAACGACAAUGAGGAGGAGGAAUCGAGUGACGUCGAUGACGAGAAGGAGGAAUCAAACGAUGACGAUGACAAGGAGGAGGAAUCAAACGACGAUGACAAGGAGGAGGAAUUGAGCGAGGAUGAGGAAUCAGAAGACACAGACUAUGAGGACAAUGAAGUAAAGGACGCGUCAGAAGUUGAUGUGGACAUGUUCACGAAGAGUCUAUCUGGAAAACUUUUAGGAGAAGCGAAGCAGAUAGUGGCACAAGAGGUGAGAAGAGGAUUGUACAACAAAUCAAGCAAGAGCGAGAAACCUCCUUACAACUUGGGAGAGCGCGGCAAAAACGUACGUGUGUACAACAAGAAAGCUAACUACCACGUGAACAUGAAGAAUGUCGAAGUAGUUCUCAAGAAAAAUUGCUGCAAGGCCAAAUGUUACAUGAAGUUCAUGGUAGAAGAUGUUUUCUACAAGCAAGAAAAAUUUUGGGCGAUGAAACAACCUAAGCAAGUCAACUUCCUUCUCGCAGAGAUGAGGGUUGCAUCGUAUUUAUCCGAUGAUGGAGAUUUACAGGUGUUAAAAGUGACAUUCAACGGCAUAAAGGUUUGCACAAAAGCGUGGGGAAAGUUGUACAGAUGCUCGACUACACGUGUUGCAAGGCUACGCAAAGACUUCAGAGAUGGACUAGUGUUGUACGAGCAUGCAAACAAAGUCUCAGUCGGAUUAUCUGCUUCAUCACAACAAAUUCUGGCCUGGUUGCAUGAAUAUUUUCGAUUUAACACUAAGAGUAUGCCGAAUAGCAACCAGUUUCAUCUUUCAGAUACUCUCCAACGAAGAGACGUGUAUGAUUUCUUCAAGCGAGACUGCAAAGCGCUUUACACGAAGAAGACUCUUCCUUCCCGUUCCAGAUUUAUGACGAUUUGGAGGGUUCACUGCCCCAAAGUUCUCAUUCCUGCAUUGAAGAGGUUCUCGGUUUGUUCCACAAGUCUGAAAUUCAAGACAGCAAUGUUCGGCAAGGCACUAGAGAAGCACCGGUUAAUGCAAGGAGAAGAGAGACAAAAACUUAGUAAGCAUCGCCACAAGGCUUCCAGCCGACCGACAGAGUACAUCGCAAUGAUCAUUGAUGGUAUGGAUCAGAGCAAGACCAUACUGCCACACUUCACAAGGAUUCCAAAGGAUUCGAAACUGAAAGAAGGGAACUUUGUGAAAGUUCACGUGGUCGGUGCCAAGGUGUUAGGAUUUUCAUCGUCUGCCUUUGCAACUGUGUUCUUUGACAACUUCAAAUCCGAUUCUAAUUGCAUGCUGAUUGUUCUUCAUCGGUGGAUUUCUCAACUUCCUAGACCAUUUUCAAAAGUCUUGUAUCUCACACUUGAUAACACUUCGAAAGAGAACAAGAACAACUUUGUGUUAGCGUAUCUUGUUUUCUUAGUAAAGAUGAGAGUGUUUAGUAAAGUUCAGUUAAACUUUCUUCUUGUGGGUCACACACACGAGGACAUCGAUCAGAUGUUCAACUGUUUCUCGAGAAAGCUGGCUGUACAUGAUGCGUUCGAUCUUCCUGAGUUGCAACACAUCAUUAGGGAGUCAUACAAGGUAGAACAAGAUCAUGGCGUUUACGUUGAGGAGAUGACGAAAACAAUGGAUUGGAAGUUGUACAUUCAGGAUCAUCUACAAAAUGUCAAUGAUAUUAGUUUCAAUCAACAUUUCCGAAUAAGGCGCAACGACGACGGAGAGGUGCGCAUUUGGAGCAAGCAAUAUCAUAAUUCGCAGUGGCAGCCGAACAAUAGAGAAGAUCUGAACAUCUUCAAGUCAGAGCCAACAGGACAAGUUCAAGCUUCGCCAAAACAUGCAAUCCGAUCUUUGGAAGCCAUAUUUCGGCUUACUUGUCGGGGUGAGGACAAGAGGCGUGACAAGGUCGGCAGCAACGAAGGUCAUGUUCGUAAUUGAGAAACAGGAGGGUCUUCGAAAUUUAAGGUUGAUGAUGAUGUAUUUUCCAUCGCAGCCUUGAAAGCCAACGUUCAAGGUUUGUCGAAUUAUGCUCAACCCCACAACAUGAGUGGCGGAAUAAGUUCAUAGCAACGCAGGAAACACUCGACCUUGAGGACAAAAGUCUCAAAGAGUUUUUCGUGUGACCCUCUAUCGAAGUUGAUGUCAGCAAACCAGGUAAAGAAGUUUCUUCAACCGCUGCUGGCUUCGAUCAACGUUGGGAUGAUCUUUUCCCUCCGGAGAGACCCGUCUACAUCGGUGCUCACAAGA
This is a messenger RNA of Chara braunii, 2399 nucleotides long. Lineage: Eukaryota; Viridiplantae; Streptophyta; Charophyceae; Charales; Characeae. The record is from the annotation of a GenBank genome assembly.